AUGGCUGGAAUUAGCUGUGCGCAAUUUACUUUUUAUACGGAAUUUGACUCUGCAAAUCUAGCUAAGGUAGAACAAGUUCCUAAAGUCGGUGAUGUCGUCAUCAAACAUCCAAACAAAUUUCAAGAAGUCAUUGAUGCUGAAUUUAAUAUUUGGACCAAACCGGAUUGUUUCGGUACAGAAUAUGAGAAUGCCAACCGGACAUGGUUUUAUUUUGGAAUGAAAGCUCCGUCACCAUGUUUAAAUGUGAAAUUCAAUAUGGUUGAUUUAAAUCGGCAAGGAAAAAUGUACAGUCAAGGUAUGGCUCCUGUAUAUAGAAUAAUACCAGGUAAACCAAAGUGGGAAAGAAUUUCAGAUAAACCUACAUAUUCUAUUCAGGAUGACAUAUUUACAUUAUCAUUUAAAUUUCGAACCUCCGACAAUACUGAUGCCAUAAUGUAUUUUGCAUUCACUUACCCAUUUUCGUAUUCAGAAUUAGAAAGAAUGUUAAUGAAUAUUGAUGCAAAGUAUCUAAAUAUACAUCCUAUAAGCGAUGAUGAUAUUUAUUAUGUAAGGGAGACAGUUACUCAUUCCACUGAUGGUAAACCAAUUGAUUUGCUUACCAUAACUUCGUACCAUGGGGCUUCUCAAGACAGAGAGGUCAAACUUAAAAAUUUAUUCAGCAAAAGUAUAGUACCAAGGCCAUUUAAAUUUCCAGGAAAAAAGGUAAUAUUCGUAUCGGCCAGGGUUCACCCUGGAGAAACGCCAUCUAGUUUUGUAUUCAAUGGUCUCUUGAGUUUGUUGUUAAGUAGGGACGAUAUAAUAGCUCAAACGUUACGUAAAAUGUACGUAUUCAAGCUGAUACCUUUUUUAAAUCCAGAUGGUGUAUCUAGAGGUCACUACAGAACUGAUAGCAAGGGUGUUAAUUUGAAUAGGGUUUAUCUAAAUCCUAGUAUAACUGAACAUCCUUCUGUUUAUGCUGCAAGAUCUUUAAUAAGGUAUUACCAUUUUGGUUGUGAGAAGGUUGAUUUUAUACCGAUGUGUGACGCUUGCAAAGGCACUUCCGCCAAUUCAAUAGAUAGUAGUGACUCUGAUUAUGACGACGGAGAAAAAGAUGGAAUACGAAAAAAAGUAUCUCGCAUAUCGUUGGGUGAAAAGGAUGACGAACAACCGCCGUGGUGUACAAAAUGUGCCCAUGGAGAUUUAAAUGCCAACGAAUCUGGUCUUUACUUAUACAUUGAUUUGCAUGGGCAUGCGUCCAAGAAAGGGGUGUUCAUGUAUGGAAAUCACUUCGACGAUAUCGACAGGAAUGUGGAAUGUAUGUUAUUGCCCAAGUUAAUGAGUUUAAAUAACCAUAAUUUCCAUUUCCACGCUUGCAAUUUCACCGAGAGAAAUAUGUACCUGAAGGAUAAGAGAGACGGAAUGAGUCGAGCUGGUUCUGGAAGAGUUGCCGUGUUGUCGCUUACGGGGAUUAUCAAAAGUUAUACGCUCGAAUGUAAUUAUAAUACUGGUCGACUGGUCAAUGUUUUACCUCCUACUAUUAAGGAAUCACACGGAAAAGUACAUACCAUAUGUAUACCUCCGAAAUAUACCCCGCAAACAUUUGAGGAAGUAGGACGCGCUUUAGGUGUAUCAAUAUUAGAUCUAACUGGCAACAAUCCGUUCACCAGAUUACCAAAUUCAGAAUUUCACACAAUCGCCGGUCUGAGAGAUUGGUUGAAGCAAAUGUCGCCGGAACUAACCAGUGAAUGUCGUUCUAAACCUCGAACGAAGUCUGCUAUGCAAUCUCAGGGAAAAUCAUCACGAUCUCUGCUCAAGAAUCGGACUUCGCUGCCAAAACCGCUUUCGAGAAAAACGAAAAUACGAAGCGCCCCCCCUAUACCGCUGGACCGCAAAGAAAACGUACAGGCCACGUCGUCGAAAUCCGGAUUGAAAUUUAACAAGUUCAAAGCGAAAAUCCGUAAAGAUAUCACGUUGAAAUCGAAGAAUUCAACGGAAAAAUCGAAAACGGGCAAAACCGUAAAGAAGGCUGCGUUGAAUUCCGCUAAGAAGGCGCCGGUAGAGGUGGCACCGAAUACAGAGGGAGCGGUCGUGCCGGCGGAGAAGCUCAAAGACGAGGGCGUACACCUAAAAGAAAUACGAUUUAUUAAAAACAGUGAAGGUAAGGCGGUAAUCGCGAAAUACGACACCAAGGACUAUGACGACAGCCUAGUCGUGGCUUGGGAAAGGAACGCCAGCAAGGGCCAACUUUUCACCCGCAGCUCGAGGGUCGCUUCCGCCACUCAAUUCAAUUUCGGUAAUCGAAUUACGUUCUCGGAACCGGGCACCAGCAGACAAAUUAACGGUUUUCGAGUUCACAAUUUCACAAAACCACCAUCGAAAACCAAAUUGCGCAAAAAUUUGCGCCGUCUGGCUAGCGCCGCCGACGUACUCGGUAAAGUGGACAAGAAGAAUUUGAAGAAGAAAUUAAAGUCCAAAUAA
Messenger RNA from Psylliodes chrysocephalus, 2457 nucleotides. The record is from the annotation of a GenBank genome assembly. Lineage: Eukaryota; Metazoa; Arthropoda; Insecta; Coleoptera; Chrysomelidae.